This is a messenger RNA of Penicillium expansum, 867 nucleotides long. RefSeq lists its product as uncharacterized. Lineage: Eukaryota; Fungi; Ascomycota; Eurotiomycetes; Eurotiales; Aspergillaceae. The transcript has a single exon. The record is from RefSeq and is a predicted model, not a curated record. Gene Ontology annotation, molecular function: DNA-binding transcription factor activity, RNA polymerase II-specific. Bases 1 to 867 code for a protein of 288 amino acids. Gene Ontology annotation, biological process: regulation of transcription by RNA polymerase II.
AUGACGACUGGUCCAGUUCUCCAAAAUUUGUGGCAAAAGCACCUCGUGCAAUGGGGAAUUGAGUUUCCAUAUAUUCUACAUCUCAUUCUCGCUUUAUCUGCCCUCCAUCUGGCUCACGAACAGCCAAACCUCCAACAGCAAUACAUCCAACAAGCCGACGAGCAUUUCAGCUUUGGGGUGCGAUCAGUUGCAAGCGUGCUCUCCCAGCUAAAUGCCGAAAGUUGCCAGAAGGUUUACAUGUCAGCGGUUAUUAUAUGUUUCAUAUACUUCGGCAGAGGCCCACGGCCAGGAGAAUACCUCAUCUUCAGCGACAGCGGACCCGCUCAAUGGCUGAUUCUCAUGCGCGGAGUGCGAGUGAUUGUUUCCUCUCACCAUGAAAAAGUCUUCAGUGGGAUUCUCAAGCCAGGACCCAAUGACCGGAGUCGGAACUUAACAGCUGAGAUGCGCAUUGAAUUGCAUGAACAUAUUGUGCACACGGAAGCUGUUCAACGACUCAUUGAGAGAGAUAUAGCCGACGAGGAUAUUUGUGGUAGGUACCUGGCUGUUAUUGAAGAUCUCUUCGAAAUCAUGCGCGAGGUUUACGAGAGACGAUCUGGCGGGUCUUGUGGUGUGGACUUAAUGGAUCUCCUGAUGGGGUGGAUUUAUCGUCUUCCCGAUGAGACGAUUGGCUCUUUAGAGCAGAAGGAGCCGCAUAGUCUUGUAGUACUCGCGCAUUGGGUUGUGCUUCUGAAGUACAUGGACUCGGCGUGGUUCAUGGACGGCUGGGCUGAACAUAUGUUAUCAGGGAUUUCUGCGCAUCUGCACGAGGACUUCCAUCCGUGGAUUGAGUGGCCAUUGAAGCAGGUAUACCAAACUCAGAUUGAAUAG